Clonostachys rhizophaga is the source of this 918-nucleotide messenger RNA. Lineage: Eukaryota; Fungi; Ascomycota; Sordariomycetes; Hypocreales; Bionectriaceae. The record is from the annotation of a GenBank genome assembly.
CUCGCCAGCUACGCCACGCGGCAGGGCGGCCAGCCGCUCGUGGUCAACCUCGACCCGGUGGAGGGGAUGCUGAGCCUCCCCGGCUCGCUGAGCGCGAGCGUGUUCGCGACGGUGAUGGACCCCGAGGCCACGGACGGCUGGGGGGGCACGCCCACGAGCGGGCCGAGCACGGUGCCCGUGAAGCUGCCGCUCGUCUACUACUACGGGGCCAGGGAGCCCGAGAAGGAGCCCGACUUCUACCGGGAGCUGGCGAGCAACCUGGCGGGCAGCGUGAGCGCAAGGUUGAGCGAGGACGAGGACGUGAAGCGGUCAGGUGUCAUUGUGGAUACGAUGGGUGUUGACGGGGAGAGCGAGCUUGGCGUCGACCUCUUAUCUCACAUUAUUGAGGAAUUUUCCAUCAACGUUGUCGUCGUGAUAGGCACGCCAUUGCUCGAGCAGGAGCUCGCGAAGAGAUUUACAAGCGUCAAGACAAGCCUGGGCGAGCCAAUCGACAUCGUCCUGCUGGACAAGUCGGACGGCGUGGCCCACCGGGACCAGAACUUCAUGCAGCAUGUUAGGGAGGCCUGCAUCAAGGAGUACUUCUUCGGCGAUGCUCGGAGAACGUUAAGUCCUCAGAUCCAGCAGGCCGACUUCGACAGCUUGGUCAUCUAUAGGGCCUCUGAGAUUGUCCUCAACGGAUUCGCCCGUGAAGAGGCAUCGGUGGAGAUGCAGCAUUGGACGUUUGCCAUAAUGAGCGCCGGACCUCGAGACUUGCCUGACACAGUGCGGGCGUCCAGCGUCAUGGGCUUUGUGUAUGUAUCUGACGUGGAUGAGGAGAGGAAGAAGAUUAAGCUUCUUGCGCCUGUGAGUGGUCGGCUCGGUGAUAAGCCGCUGGUCUGGGGAAGCUGGCCAGAGCCGUUCAUCAACUUGCUGGGUUAA